Pieris macdunnoughi is the source of this 372-nucleotide messenger RNA. Lineage: Eukaryota; Metazoa; Arthropoda; Insecta; Lepidoptera; Pieridae. The record is from the annotation of a GenBank genome assembly.
AUGGGAAAACAUUACUCAGAAGAGAUGUUUUUCAUAACGCUUUGGGUGCUAUGUAUGCAUGGAACAUUCACAAAAUCCAGCGUGUUCUGGGAACAUGAGACAAAGACCUAUUCCAUUGAUAUUUUGGAGAUUGCCAAACCUAUAUUGAAAAAAAUAAGGUUUCAAGAGGAUUCAUCUCUGCUUAAGACACUUCUUACUUUCAGCUUAGUUGAGUCUGGAUGCGAACCCGUUAAUCGGCAGCCUGCUUUUAUCGAAGGGAUAGUGAUCGCCUCUUUAAUCUCAAUUUUCUUGCUCAUUGCAGAGUGCCGUGAUGUUCCGACCCUGGUGUGGCAGAAGACCACAAGCACGAAGAGAAGUCCUCCACCUUACUAA